Molecule: messenger RNA, 891 nt
Organism: Mesorhabditis belari
Lineage: Eukaryota; Metazoa; Nematoda; Chromadorea; Rhabditida; Rhabditidae
Source: the annotation of a GenBank genome assembly
AUGUACCGAGUCGGGCUUCUAGCUGCAUUGCUUUUGAGCGCCAACUGCCAAUAUGCGCAGUCCGGUGGAUUUGGCGGAGCGCCUCAAUAUGGGGGAGGGCCUCAAUAUGGCGGAGCACCCCAAGUAGCACCUCAAUCAUACGGCGGCGGCGGCGGCGGUGGCUAUGCGACUGCCCCUCAAGCACCUCCACCUCCUCCACCACCUCCACCACCUCCUCCACCAAUGCCAAUGGCUCCUCAAGGAUACUCGGCCCCUCAGGCCCCACCUCCACCAAGCUACGCUCCACCAGCUCCUCAGGCGCCUCCACCGCCUCCACCACCACCGCCACCACCAAUGGCCCCUCCUCCUAGUUACGCUCCACCAGCUCCUCAGGCGCCUCCACCACCUCCACCACCUCCACCACCUCCACCUCCUCCACCACCAAUGGCUCCUCAAGAAUACUCGGCCCCUCAGGCCCCACCUCCUCCUAGCUACGCUCCACCAGCUCCUCAAGCCCCUCCACCACCUCCUCCACCUCCACCACCUCCUCCUCCUCCACCACCACCACCACCACCACAGGCUCCUCCUCCAAGCUACGCUCCACCAGCUCCCCAGGCGCCUCCUCCACCUCCACCUCCACCUCCACCACCUCCACCGGCCUACUCUCCACCUGCUCCUCAGGCUCCUCCUCCACCCCCACCACCGCCUCCUCCUCCACCACCAGCAGCGCCCGCUCCAGCCCCUGCCCAGAACUCCUAUGGAGAUGAGCCCGUUGCUCCACAAUCCACAUCCGGUGGAUACCGUCACAAACAUCGCAAAGUCUUCCGUCACAAGCACAGAAAGGUGGCCAAGAAGGUGUUCCGUCACAAGGCUCGCAAAGUGGUGCGCAAGGUCGCCCGACGCGCUCGUAUC